AAAAUUCAUCAGUACUGUUUGUGACUUAUAAUAUGGAGCAAACGGAGCGUGACUUAGUGGAGCAAUCCGCUCGAUUAAAUACGAGUGAAGAGUUUAUCGCAUGGGAGCAGCAAUGUGAUGAAUUUAUUGAAUUGCUGGAAGAGCGUAGUCGAGUUAAACGCUUGCGAUUAACAAUUGGUGAGAGACAAUCCGCAAUUGCUCAUAUCGCACGACUUGAAGGACUAAAAGACUCAGUGCGCCGACGAUUCAUGCAUGUGGGUGCAGGAUACAGUGCGGGACUCCGAUGGCGUGAAAUAGAUACGGCUUUCGAAAGCCGUAUACUGACCGGUGCGGUGAUUAACACGGACCAUAUUGAUCCACGUCAGUUUCUUGAAGAUGCGUGGGAAAUUGUGAUUGAGCGAGUGGGAGAUGCUAUACGAGAACAUAAUAAUGUAAAAGUGAACACCGUGUUCAACGGUGAGUUUACGAACAUUCGUGGUGAACAUGAUAAUAAAAAUGUCACUACUAAAAAUUAUGAACUUUAUCGCACUUCAAAUCUGCACGAGUGGUACGAGCAACGCGUCAUCGAAGUCACGUUAGCAAUGCUCGAUGAGUUCCAAGAACGUGAUAGCGGAUGGAAAUUGUUGCGAAUCUUAAAUUUGACGGUGAACAUAAACAAGCAUAAUCCCAUGCACGCGGGGUGUGACAUCGCAUUACCACAUGAAAUAAUACUGAAGCGAGCAGUGAUCAACGUGAAAUCUAAAGACAAUGCGUGUUUCGCGUGGUCAGUAGUGGCUGCUCUGCAUCCAGUCGAACGUCAUACGGACCGAACAUCUUCUUAUCCACAUUACGCGACAGUACUUCACUUCAACGGCAUAGAGUUUCCAGUGGCGCUAAAAGACAUUGCAAAAUUUGAACGUAUGAACAGUGUCUCGAUCAACGUGUACAGUGUUGAGAAGAAUGAAAAGGAUUCAAGAAUUCUUCCGAUUCGACUCACCGACAACAAAAAGGAGAAACACGUAAACCUAUUAUAUAUGCAAGAUCCACAAGAUAACAACGUCGGCCAUUUUACAUGGAUUAAAAAUCUGUCUCGUCUCGUGAGCUCACAACUGAGCAAAAAGCAGCACAAAAAAUACAUUUGCGAUCGGUAAGUAUAAUCAUAAGAAGAAGAAGAAACGCAUAU
Solenopsis invicta (red fire ant) is the source of this 1162-nucleotide messenger RNA. RefSeq lists its product as uncharacterized. The transcript has a single exon. The coding region runs from base 33 to 1130 and encodes 365 amino acids. Lineage: Eukaryota; Metazoa; Arthropoda; Insecta; Hymenoptera; Formicidae. The record is from RefSeq and is a predicted model, not a curated record.